Thyridium curvatum is the source of this 984-nucleotide messenger RNA. RefSeq lists its product as uncharacterized. The record is from RefSeq and is a predicted model, not a curated record. The transcript is spliced from 2 exons. NCBI's taxonomy places the organism in Eukaryota, Fungi, Ascomycota, Sordariomycetes, Thyridiales, Thyridiaceae. Gene Ontology annotation, molecular function: nickel cation binding. Bases 1 to 984 code for a protein of 327 amino acids.
AUGGACUGUGAGGGGGAGAGUCAGUCCGAUAGCCAGAUUGAGGCUCAUAUCAAUGAUCUCAAAGAACAACUAGCCAAAGCAGAGGCGCAACUCACCCAAGCCCGAUCUCGCGCAUCGACCGUGCCCGUGGGAAAGUCGCAGCCAGUCAUCAAACACGCACCGAUCAGAGUGCCACAAUACCUCACUGACAGCCAGCGGCCUGGGCCAGCCCACAUAUCACCAGGGAACCACUUCCUCCUCCUGCUCUCGGACUCGGCCCUGCCCCUCGGCUCUUUCGCCUUCAGCUCCGGCCUCGAGUCCUACCUCGCGCACACCACCCCUCGCGCGGCGCAGGGUAGCAGCAGCCCCUCCUCCUUUACCGCGUCCUUCCUGCCGCUCUCCGUCGCCUCCUACGCCUCCACCACCCUGCCCUUCGUCCUCGCCGCCCACCGCCAACCGAGCCGCCUGCCCGCCCUCGACGACGCUCUCGACGCCGCCAUCGUCUGCACCGUCGGCCGGCGCGCUUCCACGGCCCAGGGCCGCGCCCUGCUCUCCAUCUGGGAGCGCUCGCUCGGCCCACACGCCGCCGCCGCCGCCGCCUCCUCCUCCGUCCUGCGCGACUUUGCCGCGCUGCUCCGCGGUCCUCCCGGCGGGACGACUACCGCCGACGUCGACGACGACGAUCUGCCGCCGCCCGUGUCGGCGCACCUGCCGCCGCUCUUUGGGGUGGUGGCCGGCCUGCUCGGCCUGGAGCUGUACCAGACGGCGUACGUGUUCCUGCUAUCGCACGUCAAGGCGCUCGUGUCGGCGGCGGUGCGGGCGGGCAUCCUGGGGCCAUACCAGGCGCAGAAGAUCCUCGCCAGCGGACAGGUGCAGGACCUCGUCGCGACGUCGGUGCAGCGCGAGUGGGGGACCGAGAUCGAGGAGGCCGGGCAGAGCGUGCCUGUCAUGGACCUCUGGGUUGGGAGGCACGAGAUGUUGUACUCGAGGAUCUUCAACAGCUGA